This is a messenger RNA of Xenopus tropicalis (tropical clawed frog), 466 nucleotides long. Its product is annotated as natural cytotoxicity triggering receptor 3-like. The coding region runs from base 56 to 466 and encodes 136 amino acids. The transcript has 3 exons. The record is from RefSeq and is a predicted model, not a curated record. Gene Ontology annotation, cellular component: plasma membrane. NCBI's taxonomy places the organism in Eukaryota, Metazoa, Chordata, Amphibia, Anura, Pipidae. Gene Ontology annotation, biological process: immune response-activating cell surface receptor signaling pathway; positive regulation of natural killer cell mediated cytotoxicity.
UGAGACCUGUUGAAGUAAAUGUGCUGUCUGGUCAGACUCAUUAGUCACAAUAAGAAUGAGAGGUCUGGCACUGCUGUUACUGCUGGGAGCCCUGAGAGGGUGUCUCUUGCAGAAUAUCCGGGUGUCCCAGAUCCCUGCAGUGAGCGCCACAGAGGGCAGCACAGUCACCUUACAGUGUCACUAUACACUCAGCAGCACUGAGAAAGGGACUGCCGGCUGGUACAGGUGGUACAGACAUGUGCUGGGGGGGCCGGAGGUCUCUAAUGAUAGUGGCAAUUUCAUGGGCAGAGUCUCCAGAGCAUUUCAGAAUGAAUUUAUCAAUAACAGAUCAGCCAGCAUCCAGCUGCACAGAGUGCAAAUCUCAGACACCGGAAUGUUCAUCUGUGAAGUUACACUGGAGCCCAAUCCACAAGGACAUGGGAAUGGGACUUUCCUUACUGUGACGGCUGAUGUGACAGAAUCUUGA